This is a messenger RNA of Salvia splendens (bonfire salvia), 1341 nucleotides long. Its product is annotated as tRNase Z TRZ2, chloroplastic. The coding region runs from base 10 to 1155 and encodes 381 amino acids. The transcript has 8 exons. The record is from RefSeq and is a predicted model, not a curated record. NCBI's taxonomy places the organism in Eukaryota, Viridiplantae, Streptophyta, Magnoliopsida, Lamiales, Lamiaceae.
UAGAUAAAGAUGAUAUCUUCAACAGUUAAACAGAUAACAAAAACACUUUUUGCGUUCCCUCUCAAAACAAACAACCAAAUGCUGUCACUAAACCCAGCAACCUCAAACUUGCUCAAUUUCAAUCAAUUUCACCAAUUUCCACCGCCAACCCUCAGGCAUCACCUUCCAAUACAACCUCGAACCGUCAAUGCGGCGGUGCAGAGCAGCGGAUUUACUGGCGGCGGCGGCGGUGGUUCAGGUUUUUUGACAGCAAUUGGGCGUGCAAUCGAGGAAGAAGAGUACAGAAAGGCCAGGGCUGAGGUCCACAAAAAAAGCAUCGAUUUAGACGGAUAUUCCAUCGAAGGACUGUCGAUUGGUGGCCACGAAACUUGCGUUAUUGUGCCGGAAUUGAAGACGGCUUUCGAUAUCGGGAGGUGCCCCGCCAAGGCUGUGCAGCAGAAUUUUCUCUUCAUUACACAUGCUCAUCUCGACCACAUUGGUGGGCUGCCGAUGUAUAUUGCAACCCGUGGUCUUUACAGCUUAAAGCCCCCUACCGUGUUUGUUCCUCCAAGCAUAAUGGAAGACGUAGAACAAUUAAUUAACAUUCACAGAAACAUGGGUCAGGUGGAACUAAAUAUUGAUUUGGUUCCUCUGGAUGUAGGGGAAACAUAUGAAAUGCGGAAUGAUCUUGUUGUACGACCAUUCAGAACGCACCAUGUUAUAACCAGCCAGGGUUAUGUGAUUUACUCGGUCAGGAAGAAACUGAGAAAACAGUUCACACAUUUAAAAGGAAAACAAAUUGAGAAACUUAAGAAGUCUGGAGUUGAGAUCACAGAUACUAUCUUAAGCCCUGAGGUGGCCUUCACGGGAGAUACCACGUCAGACUUUUACCUUGAUCCACGCAGUGCUGAUGCCUUGCGGGCCAAGAUUCUCAUAACUGAGGCUACAUUUCUGGAUGAAAGUGUUAGCGUUGAGCAUGCACGAGAGCACGGCCAUACUCAUAUUGAUGAGAUCAUGGAAAAUGCACAAUGGAUUCGGAACAAAACCGUAGUGCUGACUCAUUUCUCAUCUCGCUACCAUCUAGAGGACAUUCGGCAAGCUGUGUCGAAAUUGCAGUCGAAGGUGUCAGCUAAAGUGAUGAGUCUAACAGAGGGAUUCAAAUCAAUGCACGCUUAGUUGCUGCCAUUCUUGUAAGCUUAUGGUAUUGCACUUGUUGUAGACUAGGAUAUAUACAAAUGAUACAAUGAGUUUGUAUGCAAAUCAGACAUGAUUUUGUUCAUAGUAAUUAAUAUAGGAGUACUUGCAAUGUAUGUGAUCAUGUCUAAUUCGCAGAAUGAGAAGAAUACACAUGCAACAUGGAAA